Penicillium salamii is the source of this 1365-nucleotide messenger RNA. The record is from the annotation of a GenBank genome assembly. NCBI's taxonomy places the organism in Eukaryota, Fungi, Ascomycota, Eurotiomycetes, Eurotiales, Aspergillaceae.
AUGGCAAGGUAUCGAUGUUCCUGGACAUCAAAACUUCACGAAGCGAGCGAAGACGACGCAAACGAUGCUGUCUCCGCAGCCAGAGACGCGUUUCCCGCCUGGAGGGAUCUUAGUCCAACCGAAAGAGGGGUCUAUCUUCGCCGGCUUUCAGAGCUCAUCCGUCCAUGUCACAAAGAGCUGGCUUAUCUUGAUACUGCAAAUACCGGAAGGCCUGUUAGCCAGUUUUUUCUAUCAGAGCUUGCCGCAAACUUUUUGCGAUACUUUGCAGAACGAGGCUGGUCCGCGCAAGGGACUUCGAGUUUCAACACUCCGAAUCACCUGAACAUCUCAGUCAAGCAGCCAUACGGGGUGACGGUCUGUGUAGCCCAUUCAAAUCUUCCACUGCUUACCCUGGCAUACGAUGUUGGUCCUGCGUUGAUUGCGGGGAACACUGUUGUUCUCAAAAGUAGCGAAAGAGCGCCUUUGUCGCUAGCAUACAUCUCAGCCCUCGUGGAAAAGGCAAACUUUCCCCCUGGAGUGUUGAACAUUAUCUCAGGAGCGCCUUCCGGGCCUUGUCUAGCAUCUCACAUGGAUGUUCGCUGUCUGAGCCAUGUGAGCGCGGUUCCAGUUGCGCAGAAAGUCUUGACUGCAGCAAUAACAUCAAAUAUGAAGCAUGUCCGGACCCAUCUGUCUGCAAAAUCUCCAGCGCUUGUAUUUGCAGAUGCAGACCUAGAUUCUGCUGCAAAACAGGCUGCUGUCAGUAUUGGAAUCCUGAAUGGAAUGAGCUGCUAUUCAAACUCUCGUAUUUACGUGGAGGAGAGCGUUGCGGAAGAGUUCGAAGCUCUCUUCCGGGAGAAAUAUAGCAAUGCCACCCUCGGGGAUCCUCUUGACCCAGAUACAUUCAUCGGUCCUCAACGAGAUGAGCAGCAUUAUGAGCGGGUGAAGUCAUUUAUUGAGCUGGGACAGAAGCAUGGAACAUUGACAGCUGGCGGUGAUGAUGGUAAUGGAUUAUUUAUCAAGCCCACCAUCAUUGAGAACAUCCCAGAAGACUCGCCGGUUGUUCAAGAAGAGAUCUUUGGACCUGUUGUAAUUAUCAACACUUUCAAGAAUGAGUCUGACGCUGUGGAGAAGGCCAAUAACACACGAUUCGGUCUUUAUGCAUCCGCUUUUACCAAAAACUUUGACCGAAUUCUCCGACUUUCGAAAAUACUCGACGCAGGAACCGUCUGCAUCAACUGUACAAGCCCUACCAUGGCUGAUGAUAUGCCAUUUGGUGGGCACAAGAUGAGCGGGCGUGGGUCUGGAGGAUUGCUGGAUAGCAUGGAAGACUUCCUCGAGACGAAGACUAUCCUUAUGAAAGGAAAUCCCCUCUCGCUCGCAGGAUGA